AUGCACGCUGCUGGAAGUGUAUAUGGAGACAAGAUGCUCGCAUCACUCCUUCGCCAUACUCUUCGCUCUGGCUCAGCUGCAACCAACACUAGACUACGUAUAACAGACAUCAUUAAUCUUGUUCCACAUAGCCUGAUGGAAGAUGAUGAAUAUGAGGGCUCUCGUAUUCCUCGUAUGUCGUGGAUCAUGUGCAAUGUCUGGUCCAUGACCCAUGACCCCAAAAUAUAUAAAGAUGCCGAACUCUUGAAUCCCAAUCGGCACCUUUCACUGAACAACUACCACUGUGUCCGCCAUGAACAUGUCAUGUUCCAUUCCGUCUACUGUCUCAAGCAUAUCUUUUUCAUUCCUGACAGUGGAGGACAUCAAGUAGAUUCUGCACGGUAUUCUUCGAUCGUCAGGACAUGUGAGUGCCUAGCUCUCGGUGGCCUUGGGACAGGCCACUUCGGUCACAUUGAACUCCCUGCUCCUUAUAGAUUCAAACUAGGUCGAUCAGUGAUCUGCAAACAUGUCGCCAAACUCCGCCUGUUGGAACAUAGUCUCCUUGACGAUGAUGAAGGCAGUCGUGACGAAACCAUUUCUGAAUCGGAAUCCCGUGUUAACUUAUUCGUUAUGGUGCGUCUCAGCAAGGCUUCUGGCAGCGAGUGGGAUCACUACAUGGACAAUCUUGUCUAUCAGGACCGGACAGAUCUCAUUCAAGAGUUUACGAGAACAACUAUCAUGAAAGAAUGUAGCAAUGAAGGUUGUGGUGCCUUCGCCUACACAUUCCGCAAAGAGGGAUUCACUAAAAUAGCUGAAUAUGAUAUCUCCAUCAAGCAAAAAAACCAGCAUGGAGCUUUCAGCCUUAAAAGGCCAGAUGUCCUCUUUUUCCAGCAGCAAGCUGUGAAUGCUUCAAAAAUUCGCUCUGAACCUUUGAAUACCAUGGACAUAGACUCAGAAUCUGACUCGGAACCUGACGAGGAGCCGACAUACUCAGACGAGGAAGAGGAACUCCAAGUUACCCGUCUCUUGAAAGAGAACGGACUUCUUCGUGCUGCAAAUGGUAAAGUCAAGAUCACACGCGGCCACAAUGAGCGUGUCAUGGCACCAGAAGAAUACCGUGCUCAUUUGCAUCUUCUUGUCCGUAACUGCCUGAGAUUUGUUCCCUUGUCUUUGGCUGACAUGGCCCCUUCUCUCCCCUAAAUGCUGCAGGUCUGUCAUUGGCAUCUGUCAAC
Molecule: messenger RNA, 1211 nt
Organism: Suillus subalutaceus
Lineage: Eukaryota; Fungi; Basidiomycota; Agaricomycetes; Boletales; Suillaceae
Exons: 9
Coding region: 1-1179 (392 amino acids)
Molecular function (GO): heme binding; iron ion binding; monooxygenase activity
Source: RefSeq, a predicted model, not a curated record